Messenger RNA from Leptosia nina, 4413 nucleotides. The record is from the annotation of a GenBank genome assembly. Lineage: Eukaryota; Metazoa; Arthropoda; Insecta; Lepidoptera; Pieridae.
AUGUGUAAUAAAAACUCCUUAACUUCCCUUAAUGAUUAUGCCAUAGACAAUAAACACACAACAUCUGAAAGGGGCUUCACUAUUUAUGAAGUACCAGUCAGAUUGAAUAUAGUAAAAACUAAAUCAGACGCGUCUCUAUCGAAAACGAAAUCGGAUACUACGGCGCUGGCAGAAGAAAUAUAUAUACCUCCUCUCGACGUGUUGAAUGUCAGAGUUUUAGGUCUACGGCUACCUGAUGAGAAUCCAAAAAAAUUCGCCAUCAAAGCUGUUUUCUAUGAUCAACUGUUAAUAUCGUCCUUCAUUACUUCAGUUGGCCACAGGGACAAUGCUAAAGGAAGGACGUUAGCAAAAGGGACGAUGAAUUAUGAUCCUUCUGAUUACGAGAAAAUGUGCACGUUUGCUGAUAAUCCUUUGACAAUUAAAAUUCAAUCUUUGGAAAAUAUUGAAAUGCAAAUAUUAUACGAUAACACGGAAUCUCAAAGCGGAUCCUUGGAUGAAGAGGCAAAAUUAAAAACGAGACCAAAAUUGGAUAUAUUUUGCUGUAACAUCGAUAUUUUAUCAAUAUUCAUUGGUACUAAUAGAUUAUACCUAAGACAAAGAAUGCAGCCAAUGAUAAAACCGCCAGCAAGUCAAGCGAAGAGUUGGGACAAUUUACCUCUACUUACCCUGGAAAUUACAGCAUAUAGAAAUCCGGCUAAUUUGAAACAUCACAAACUCUUAAAAGAGGCAAACUUUAUGAAAUUAACUUUAAUUGGAUGCUACAAUAUGCACAUCCCCUAUGACGACGAGUUCGUCUACACGGCGGCUACAAAGAUGCCUAUACAUAACGAACAGAAUUGUAGCCUAUACACGUUUAACCAAGGAUACAGAAUCCCGAGAAGAUCUAAUAAUAUGAGCUUCAACACGCACUGGGAAAGUCUUCGUCUUGGUGAUGAGCAUUUUACCGAAGGAGAUGAAAAGUUUUCGGCGAAGUUAAAUGAUUUUCAAAACGAGGAGAACCUCGAUUUGGAAUAUUAUGUAGAUCGUGCCCCCGAGUUUUAUAAAGCAAUAUGGAAAUCAUUUCAUAAGACUCUCUUACUGAAGAGUACGGAGAAAUGGUUGUCUUAUCAUUUGCGGCGAUACAAAUGGCCUUUCGAACUUCACUUGUAUGGUGAUAACAAUUGUGGAUACAGUUUUGUGGGAUUCCUGGAUUUAUUUAGAUUACUUUAUCCGGGCGAAACAACAGCUCGGAUAGCGGUGCCCCUGCAUUGGGUGAAUUCCGAGCUGAUUUUAGAGAAAUGCGGUUGUGAAUUCCUCCUACCAUCUAAUGAGAAAUCUCCUUCAUCCUAUGUUACCGUCCAGAAAUCCAGCAAAGCUACAACAGAAUCUAUACAAACCAGCACCAAUACCAGUACAUCUAAAACUAUAGGUCCUCGCCCAACAGGAAGUGAUGAGAACCCGUCGUUUCUUCUCAUCGAAGUCAAGCUGGCUAGACCAUUUAAAGAAGCUGUUAUACCACCCCUGAUACCUCAGUCAGAUAUAAAUGAUAUGUUGUCGGCAUUUGAGACAAUACCUAGCAAACGUGAAUCUUCAGGACGCGGUCAAACAGACAGUAACUGGCUAUCUACAGUUCGGUCUGCAAAUACAUCUUUGAGAAGAGUUCCAUACUUUGGCAUAACUGAUAUCUGCCUCAUCAAUCGCCAGUUAGGUGGAACAAGAACUCGUCUCGAAAUAUUGACAUCUUUCUGGCAAGAGGCUGCCAUCUAUGUGAACAACAAUUUCGUUCUAGAUAAUUUUCUGGACUCCAAUGAUACUUUUGAAGAAAUGACGUUGAUGGCUCACGCGUGCCUCAUGCGAAUGACAACUGAUUACUUAAUGAACAAGGGCUUUCAACAAGAGAUCGACCCGACGCUUAGGGCCGCGAGACACGCUCGUCAACUCAAAGAUGCGAACCAUGCAGCUGAUCUUUAUCAUCAGACGGUUGUAAAAGCACCACGUGACGCAGACCUCUGGCGUGAACUAUCCACUUGCAUGAAGGAUAUAGAUGUGGAUGCAGCCAAUGUCUGUAUCAAUAAAUCGAUAAUUCUUAACCCUCGACAUCCCUUAAGUCUCUUGUCAAAGGGAUGCAUGAUAUUUGAUUCAGACCCUGACGCCGCGGAACCGUUUUUUGUGUCACUCCUGAGUCUCUAUCCCUUUUGGACAGUUCUUUGGGUCGCUGCAAGUGCAUAUUACUGGCAUAGAGAGCUGUUUCACAUGUCUACAGAAAUAAUGUGUUAUGUGAAAAAGAUGCACGCAGAGGGCCUUGCAGCAGAAUUGCCUUACCCUAGAGCAUGGGAAAAGGAACUCGGUGACUGGUGGGACCAGACUCCAUUGCUGCCAGGGACGAGUCGCUAUUAUGAUGCUGCUGAUCUUCUUUUGAGGAUACGAGCUAUAUCAUUAGCGGAAGUAUGCCUCGCUCGAGCUCUGACCGAAAUUGGUGAAUCUCCAGUUUACUAUCACUUACUGGGACUAUGCACCAGACUGCGUAAGGACGUUGAUACGACGCUGUGCCACUUGCAUAGUGCUGUGGAAAAGUUUGGAGACAUAUUCUAUUUAAGAAGCCUGGAAGGUGAGUGCUACCAUAGAAAGAAGGAUUUCCCUAAAUCAAAGAUCUCUUUUGAAAAAGCCGGUGGCUGUCUCGGUGCUUAUAGUAUACUUCUGUCUCUGCCACGAAGAGAAGCUCACCGCAUACGAGCAAUGCUGACAGAUCUUAUACGAAGGCAACCCAGCGCAUACGCAUGGUUGGCGCUCGCUGAUGAUUGGAUGAUGCGGAGUGUGGUCGGAGAGGGUGGCGACGCUGGCGCAACCGACGAGCAAGCUACUGCUAUAUCAUGUGGUAUAGCUUGCGCAGUUCAGGCCCUCAAGCUGGAUAGACAAGCUGGGCGCGCAUGGGCACUUCUAGCUAACACCGUCAAACCGAGCGCGCGCAGAUUGCAUUGCGAAAAUAUGGCUACCUUUGAACCAGGUCCUCCUCCCUCUUGGUCUGGCACGUUUUACGCAACCAACGGUAACAUCAGAUGUAACCAAAUUCUACAAGUACUAAACAUUGCUGUCGGCAGAGAGGACUGUUUAGUAGUCAACAUCUUUACGCCGCAGAGGAAAAAUAGCCACGAUCUGAUUCCGGUCAUGGUAUUCAUCCACGGUGGAGGCUUCCAAUACGGUAGUAACACAAUCCUACUGUACGACGCUCAAUAUCUCGCUCAAAAAAACAUCAUAGUUGUUACGAUCAAUUAUAGACUUGGUCUCUUUGGGUUCCUGUGUUUAAAUAAAACUGAGGCACCAGGAAAUAUGGGAUUAAGAGAUCAAGUCGCUGCGUUACAAUGGAUAAAUGGAAAUAUAGAAAGCUUCGGCGGUGAUCCGCAUUCGGUAACCUUAGUUGGUGAAAGUGCCGGCGCUCUCUCAGUACAAUAUCUCGUGAUGUCAGAGUUGACUAAAGGAUUAUUCAAAAGAUGUAUAAUGGAAAGCGGUUCGAUUCUAGUGCCUGUAGGGUUUGAUGAGAAUCCCAUAGAUAGCGCUAGAGCAUUUACGUCACGACUUGGAUAUAACACCACUGAUGUUGAUGAAAUAUUGGAUAUUCUACAAAACGCUGACGCGUUCGAACUCACUAUGGCUACUCUUGUUAAUGUUAAGAACGAUAUUCGAAAACCGUAUACGUUCCCACCGUGCGCGGAAGAUCCGAAAACUAGUCCCAAACCCUUCUUAACGACGAGUCCAAGAGAACUAUUGAGAAGGUUUAAAGUAGAUCCUAACUUGAACUUAGUCAUGGGUUUUAAUAAUAAGGAGGGUCUGAUGUUUGCAGGAAAAUUCGACUCAGACAGUUUAAGAGAUAUAGACCAUCAUCUUAACAAAAUUUUACCUAGCAACCUUAUCUUUAAAAACAAAGGUGACAGGGCUAGGGUAAUAAGGGACAUAAAGGAGAUAUAUUUUGCCAAUACGGGUGCUAAUUACAAUGGUCUCAUAAAUUACUUGUCAGACAGUAUAAUAAUAUAUCCCUCUAUAGAAGUGAUAGAACAUUUUUUGAAAGGAAACGCAACAGUUUACAAUUAUGUAUUCAUGUACGAUUCAUUGAGGAAUUUGAAUAAAUUUAUUUCUGGCUUACCGUUCACGCCCGGUGCUAAUCACGGUGAUGAACUGUUUUAUAUAUUUGAUCCUUUGCCACUUAAACUGUUGCCUUUUUUGGAGAACGACAGGAGGGUAGUUGAAUUUAUGACUAAUGCUUGGACAAAUUUUACUAAAACUGGAAUUCCUUCGGCCCCCGGUGUGGAGUGGUUGAAAAGUGAGAAGAAUAAUUUAAGGUUCCUAUCAAUUGGAAACGAUAGACACAUGACGUCUAUUCCAUACAAAGAACGCAUGCAGUUGUGGAAAAAUAUCUAUCAGAAAUAUGGGUCGUAUUAA